Molecule: messenger RNA, 1366 nt
Organism: Maylandia zebra (zebra mbuna)
Lineage: Eukaryota; Metazoa; Chordata; Actinopteri; Cichliformes; Cichlidae
Product: cytosolic sulfotransferase 3
Molecular function (GO): sulfotransferase activity
Source: RefSeq, a predicted model, not a curated record
UUUUCCCUUUUCAUACCAUGCCCAGGGGGCGGGCCCCACACCUUGGGAAGCUCUACUUUGAGGUAUUGGACACCGAUGGUAAACUGCCAUCAGACCCUAAAUCAGACCCUGUUAUCUGUUGUUAUCAAUAUUUUUUUUAAAUUAUUUCUUGGUGAGUGGACAUAUUGGUUACACUUUGACUAAUCAUUAAUCAGUAACACAACCUUCAGAAGCAAAGUGCACUGAGGGUGUAAUUACUGAAGGUUACUCAUUUCUGAUGUCAAGGAGGAGCAGAGAAUAAAACAGUAAAGCAGACAAAAAAAUUACAUCAUAUGGGAGAAAGAUACUCUAAAGUGUGGAAUAAAAACUCAGGCAGUUAUUCUAAUAAUAAAAAAAAGUCAAGAGAUGGAGGUGCGACCUCGACCAGAACUGUUUGACUUCCAUGGAGUUGGCAUGAUCACAGACUUUACAGAAAACUGGGACAACAUUCAGAACUUCAAAGCGAGACCAGAUGAUAUUCUUAUUGCUACGUACCCUAAAGCAGGAACCACAUGGGUCUCCUACAUCCUAGAUCUUCUGUAUUUUGCGCACAUGGGUCAAGACCGUCAGACUUCCAUCCCUCUUCAUGACAGAGUACCCUUCCUGGAGAUAUGCGAACCCCCUAUGCCCAAAGGUACAGACUUGGCAGACAAACUUCCCACCACUCCUCGUCUCAUUAAAACUCAUCUACCAGUCCAGUUUGUACCAAAGUCCUUCUGGGAGCAGCGCUGCAGGGUAGUCUACGUGGCCCGCAAUGCAAAAGACAAUGCAGUGUCCUACUUCCAUUUUGAACGCAUGGACAGUGGUAUGCCAGAACCGGGGAAAUGGAGCACCUUCCUGCAGAACUUCAUGGAGGGGAAGAUGGUUUUUGGAUCGUGGUAUGACCAUGUGAACGGCUGGUGUGAGAAGAAGCAGACUUAUUCAAAUUUUCACUACAUGUUCUAUGAAGAUUUGAUUGAGGACUGUGGACGAGAAAUAGACCGACUGUGUUCCUUCCUUAGUUUGUCUCCAUCACCUGAAGAGAAGGAAAGAGUCAAAGCCAGCGUGACUUUUGACAAUAUGAAACAAAAUAAAAUGACCAACUACUCCACCUUCGAUUCAAUGAACCAGACUAUAUCUCCUUUCAUGAGAAAAGGAAAAGUUGGUGACUGGAAGAACCACUUCACUGUGGCCCAGAAUGAACAGUUUGAUGAAGACUACAAGCAGAAAAUGAAGAAUCCUGAUCUAAAGUUUCGUUAUGAAAUUUAGAUCCCCAGCUGGGUGUGAUGGAACUCUGCACUGAUAUGUGAUUAAAGAGUUAAGAAAUAAGCCAAAUUUGAUAUGAAAUUUAAACAAACUAAAUUUCAGG